AUGCGUUUCGGAGACACCCAACUGAUAAACUUCAUAUUGUCCAGGAAACAACAAAAAUCGUUGCAAGUGGUAUUGGUAUUACAGGGUAAUGUGAAAGUAGCUAUAGAAAAUUAUUAUAAACAUACGAUCAACAAUCCUACACAUCAGUCUAAGAAUUUCAAGAUGGAUUUGAUAGAACAUUUUGAAGGAGAAUUAGCAUUUUCCAAGUUAAAGUUGGUUGUCCAUGUUAAGCAAGGGCAAGUGGUGGCCUUUAGAUCAAACCUUUUGAUUAAUGGAAAUCUUCCAGGCAUCGCUAGAGUUUAG
Messenger RNA from Acaulospora colombiana, 303 nucleotides. The record is from the annotation of a GenBank genome assembly. NCBI's taxonomy places the organism in Eukaryota, Fungi, Glomeromycota, Glomeromycetes, Diversisporales, Acaulosporaceae.